This is a messenger RNA of Danio aesculapii, 1139 nucleotides long. RefSeq names its product LRP2 binding protein (gene lrp2bp). The record is from RefSeq and is a predicted model, not a curated record. Bases 105 to 1139 code for a protein of 344 amino acids. NCBI's taxonomy places the organism in Eukaryota, Metazoa, Chordata, Actinopteri, Cypriniformes, Danionidae. The transcript has 8 exons. Gene Ontology annotation, molecular function: protein binding.
GGAAAGAGAAACCCGCUGUGUGUUUUAUUGUGUUGUUGACGGUAAAAGUAAAGCGUGUUUGAAAGAAGUGAUUUAGUGACAGCCGUUAGUAAGCGUCGAGUGAAAUGGACCGCAGUGAACGGGACUGGACGGCGAAAAGCAAAACCUCAGAGCUCCUCAGAGCUGUAAACCAGAUUUAUGAAGAAGCUAGAAAAGAGGAUUCGACGCAUUCAGAGACCAAUGCUGCAACAGUGGAGAAGACAGUGAAUUUGCUGAAAGAGAAAGCAGAAACAGGAGAUUCACAAGCCACCUUCCUCCUGGGACAGUUACACUAUGAGCAGGGCCACUAUGCUGAAGCAGAACUCAUCUUUGACACAAUUAAAGAAGAAGAUCCUCAAGCUCUCUAUCAGCUCGCUGUCAUAUACUACGACGGUCUUGGAACCAAAGAAGACCUUGGCAGAGCAGUGGAGUACAUGAGAAGAGUUGCAUUCUGGGAUUCGUCUGAAGCGAGCUCCGUCAGAUACGCAGCGCUGUAUAACCUCGGUCAGGCGUAUCUGGAGGGUUUUGGGGUGCAGGCAUCCAGCAGUGAAGCGGAGCGGCUUUGGCUCCUGGCAGCUGAUGAUGGAAACCCGAACGCCAGUGUGAAAGCGCAGUCAGCUCUGGGCAUGUUUUACAGCAGGCCCGAGAGCCUCGACCUCAGAAAGGCGUUCUCCUGGCACUCGCAGGCGUGUGGUAAUGGCAGUCUGGAGUCUCAGGCGGCUCUGGGCCUGAUGUAUCUGUAUGGUCACGGUGUUCAGCAGGACUCCGACUCGGCUCUGUUCUGCUUGAAGGAGGCAGCAGAAAGAGGGAACGUCUACGCUCAGGGUCACCUCACGGCCUGCUACUACCACAGACAGCUGUACUCCAGAGCCGCCGAGCUCGGCCAGAGAGUGUGCGAAUACAAGGACACGGGUGCUAUAGCGCAGCAUACAGGCUGUCUGGAGGAGUACAUCAGGAAGGGCAUCGCUAUAGGCAUGUUUUAUUACGCUCGCUGUCUUCAUCUGGGCAGAGGAACCCAGCAGAACAGAGACAAGGCAAAACAUUACUGCACACAGGCUGUCAGGAUUGAUCCACUCAUCUGUAAAGACCUGCAGAUUGAUGCUGCGCAUGGGAAAAUAUGA